Aspergillus calidoustus is the source of this 2061-nucleotide messenger RNA. The record is from the annotation of a GenBank genome assembly. NCBI's taxonomy places the organism in Eukaryota, Fungi, Ascomycota, Eurotiomycetes, Eurotiales, Aspergillaceae.
AUGACACCAGAUAAUACCUCAAAGGAUGCUCCAGGGGCGUCCACAAGUCAAAACGACGCGGCACCAGAUAGCAUGACGGGGCCAAUCCUUGCAUUGUUCAAAGAGGUCAAGGACAUUGCGGAAAUCCUCAACUCGAUAAAAUCCGAAGUUGCAAGGCAGAACGAACAACUGAGCCGGCUAGAUCAGAGUUCCACCCCCAAAAGGGCUAUUCUAGAGUUUCGGCCGCGCGAAUCCGAUUGGGAUGCCCGUGAGCUUCACGCAUGGUAUCAAUCAUUAGUCCCGGACGAACCAAGACUGCAAACCAUGGGCGAGCUUAUUAGAAGAGGCUUGUAUGCUACCUCUGACCACACAGAUAAUGUCCAGAUAUCCAUCCCACCGGUUUCUGUCGCUCAGAGAGUCCUCGAAAGCACAAAUCCUGUGCUCUUUGAUCUCAGGGACGGCAUCGAGACGUUAAUGUAUGCGUGGCCGAGGAACCUAACGGCCAAGGUUGAAGACUCGGGUGAUUGCCCUAUCUCUGACAAGAACUCCAUGUCCGUAUACUUCAACUGGCUCUGUCCGUAUUCUUCUUGGGUAUCUCUCGAAAUUGCCAUCUUGGAAAUGCAAUAUGACUCACAAGGGGACCCUGAAGUCAGAGGUAAGAGACACAAGCGUGAACAUUUGCUACCGGAGUUGAUCCUCAAGAAGCAGGGAAAUGCCGCAAUUGAAGACCCGUGGUUGGAAAGUUUAUACUGUCGCAUCCUACAUAUUGAAGUGUGGAGAAUUGAUGCGCUGCCUGUUCAGGCAAUUGCGUUUAUUUUGUGGCAGCUCCAUCAUCCGGACAUAUUCAACUACCCGGCAAUCUCUGAAUACAGGAUGCUAUGGACAAUACGAAGGUCGGGAUUGCUCUUAGUUCUUGGUUAUGCGAGCACUUGGGGACAGCUAGACAAUAUAUCCUGCUGCCAAGCCUUUUCGCCAAGGGAGCUGUUACUCGUGUUUCAAGUUCGCUGGAUGGAUAUGGAUGAUGCUGAUGAGGAGAUCAACAGAAGAUAUCGUGGGAAUCCCCAUGAGACUGGCUUGCGCCUGGAGCGAGGUCACGCGGUGAUCCCAUACACGACGAGUGCUGGUAAAUACCGGGAAUUCCAACUGUUUGAGAUGCGACAUGCUCUUGCAGCACGCACCACAACCCAUACCAGGCUUCCACAGUAUACGAUCGUCACCUUGUUAGAUAAUAAGGCUGGGUAUGCGCACGACUCUAAUUAUCCCGCAAAUGGCCUAAGGAAAAGGCUGCAGUCAUCCCGCUGCGGCUCUUUGACUGGAGUCGCCGUGUUCCUGGCCGAGGUGUCUUUGGGUCUAGAGAUCAUUGCCAAAAAAUGGUCGUGCUCACUAGAUAAUCUCGACAGCCGCUUUGGCAUUUCUCUCGAACGGCUUACUCCACAUAGAAGACGUGAGCUUAUGUUCGACAGUGGCGAUUGUUCCAAGUCCGAGGAAUAUUUCACCAUUCUUCAGGCCCUUCGCCUAUGUCGGAAUUGGGUUAGUGAGACUUUACGGGACGUGAAGAGCAUAGCAGAAAAGGUCCACGAGGUGAUAGACGCCACGCGGGAAGGCAUGCCUGAGGAUAAUCUAGUGGAGAGAUCCCAAGAGCUGCAACAACUGGACACAAUCCUGGCUCGUCUUGUUGCCGACAGCGAGGCCCUCUUCCAGCCCUUGCUGGAUCGAAUCGAGAGAAAUAAUGAAGAGAUAAAAAGUCUUCGGGAUGGUCUAUUCAAUGCCACCUCAGUUAGAGAAGCAUCCAGGGGAACUAGCCUGGCCGAGAACAGUGCCCUGCAGAACCGCUACAUUCUAGUGUUCACUGUAGCCACCAUCUUUUAUCUCCCAAUGAGCUUCGUCACCUCGUUCUACGGCAUGCAUCUAUUUGACCCUGGUGAUGAGUCGUCUGCAUCUCAAAUCCCCUUCAUAAUCACAUUCAUUGUGAUAUCCAUGGGAACAUAUGUCGUCGCUGCAGGUGCCCUUUGGCUGGUUCGGUACCGAGAGGUGAUCAAGAAACUGCUUGCUCCCUGGAGGGAGCUGAUUCCCACUCUCUAG